Molecule: messenger RNA, 2702 nt
Organism: Annulohypoxylon maeteangense
Lineage: Eukaryota; Fungi; Ascomycota; Sordariomycetes; Xylariales; Hypoxylaceae
Exons: 3
Coding region: 273-2219 (648 amino acids)
Biological process (GO): positive regulation of transcription by RNA polymerase II
Molecular function (GO): transcription cis-regulatory region binding; metal ion binding
Source: RefSeq, a predicted model, not a curated record
GGGGUCCGUCCAUCCUGGACCCCUCGAACUGCAAAGCCGACUACCAAACUAUCAGACAACCAAUCGAAUUAUUUAUCAUUGACGAGCGAAUCUUUGUACUCUUCUCGGUAGCCUAAAUAUCUAUUGCAUCUAUUCAUUUCUUUUCUCUCUUCUUGAUUGAUACUGGGGGACAGCUAAGGCUUCAUGACGUCGUUAGACGUUGGCCUUCUGCUUCAUCCGUUGUCAUCCGACUCAUCGACUAACUACGGCUGGCUUUGACAGUCGUUAUCACAAUGAGUUCUGGCUCGACAAAUUUGGGAGGGAAGUCCCUAUCAUCUCCAGCAGCUCACAUCACAAACUCACAACCUAUCUCGGUUCCUACUCCUAACUUCGAGUCUAAUUCUCGCCGCUCUGGUCUGUCGAGCCCGUCGUUUUCAAAUUCAAUUCCGAGAAAAGGACAAGCGUCGAGGAAGCAGCACCGGAAUCAAAGAAGACCAUUGAGAGACAUCGCACCACCGGAUGAGGAUGACGCGAUGGCCGAGCUCAGUGCUUUACGAAACGCCUCAAGCCGCCGAGGGCAAACCUCCAUUACCCAUCUACUAGAUUUCUCUUCUCCAAUGCGCCACCACCACGAUUACCACCACUCUAGAUCGAGUCGCAGACAUCCUACCUGGGGACCUGGUUCCGGCUACCACUCUAUUGAUAAGGCACGAUUUGUCCAUGCCAACUAUCGCUUCGUAGUUUCGCCUACCGGAGACUACUCCUUACAAGCCGCAGAUGCCGAUAAGUAUUUGGAAUGGUCCGAUGUACUCCAGAUUAUAGCUUCGACCGUAUCGCAAUCCACCUCUUGUCCUAUAUGCCUCGAAGAUCCUGUAGCUCCCCGCAUGGCUCGCUGUGGCCACAUAUUCUGCUUACCGUGUCUAUUGCGAUUCAUGAACUCGACGAACGAUGAUGAGCCGAGCCCGCGAAAGGAGGCGCGAUGGAAGAAAUGUCCUAUAUGCGAAGACUCCUUUCGACUUUCCGAAGUCAAACCGGUCCGUUUCUAUGCUGGCCAGGAGUGCUCCUUACCAAGGCCGGGAGAAGAUGUCGUAUUGAGGUUGAUGGUUCGAGAUGCGGGCUCUACCUUGGCUCUACCAAAUGAAGGAGGUCCGGACAUCGUCAAUAUGGGCGAGGAUAUACCUUGGCACUUUGCAGCAAACGUCCUGGAUUAUGCUAGAAUUAUGAAAGGGACUAACGAGUAUGUGGUAGAACAAUACAACGAGGAGAUAGAUAACUUGCGGCAACAAGCACUGGAUGAUGAGAAAUAUUUUGGGGUAGAGGAAGGGGAUUGGACACAACGAGCUAUCAGGGCUAUUAACACAGCGAAAGACAAGAUCCGAGAACCCCUGGACAAAGAGGUGCAAGUAUUGCCGACGAGCGCUAUAAAGGCAAAGCAGCCAGCCAAGCAGCAGUUUCAUUUCUACUCAGCGCCUCCGCACCUUUACCUAUCACCACUAGACAUUCGCAUUUUAAAGACUAAGUUUGGCGAUUUCUCCAACUUCCCCUCGACGUUACUUCCACGUGUCGAGCACAUUUCUACUGGCCAUGUGGUAGAUGACGCAUUAAGGAAGCGGGCCAAGUAUCUAGGACAUAUUCCUCACGGUUGCGUUGUGAGCUUCCUGGAGUGCGAUUGGACAGACAUAGUACCUUCGGAUAUCCUAGACACGUUUUCGGACGAUUUAGAGCGCCGGCGUAAGGUACACAGGGACAAGGCGGCACAGGAAGAACGUGAGAGAUUGCAGGCGGAGCGCUUAGAGGCCUCGGCUAUCGGCCGUAGUGCUCGAAGACAUUUCGACCAGGCUAACGGAGAUAAGUUCGAUCCUACACCGACAAUGAAUUCAGAGGACUUCCAGCCGCUCGGUGCUGUCGAGGGCACAACUCCACCGAAUCCCCGGCCAGGAUUCAGCCAACUUGCGGAUAUGUCCACAAGUCCCUCGACGUCAAAAACGAUUUGGGGGACACGCGCUAUUCCUGCUUCGCCCGAACUAGCACCCGUUUCAGAAAGCGAGGUUAAUGACGGUUGGCUUAAAGAUGACGAAUUUCUCGGUGCUGCCGAUUUAGCAAUGCAGAUGGAGGCUUUCGAUCUCGACGGGGGCGGUGCUGGGUCUAGUAGUGGGCCCGGGACUAAUAGCGGGAAGAAGAAGAAGAAGCAGAAACAGAAGAUUACUCUGAUGAGCACCGGUGGCCGUCGUGGUGGCUGAGACAUGGCUGCUGGGAUCUACUCAAGCCCGCUUUUUCUUUUUUCAUGGAUCUGUAUUCGGGUCCGAGAGCAAGAGAAUUUUCGUGUGUAGCGUUGCUUCUUACGAAACCAAUGCUAUCUAGGUAUACAUUAACACACACUUGCCAUCUUCUUAAAAUUAGGAGGCGUGGCGAAGUGAUACUAGCUGUUACGGAUUAACAAGGUAAGGAGUUCAUGCGGCCUUACUCAAAUGCUCAACACAAUAUUAUUUAUCUAGGGGAGAUUUACCGGAAACUCAUAGCCUUGCUGUAAGAUAACAAUUGAUAUUUACCAUUCAUCAUUUAUCAUCUACCUAACUCAGGUAUUUAUAAUAUGUUGGUGUGAUUUCAUGGGCUGAUCUAUUAUUUGUAAAGGGGAGAAUAUAGGGGUUGGAUUAUAUGCUUAUCUUAUCUCGAGCUGAGUGAACCCCGCUAUCGCAUGUAGACUCAUACAUCUCAAGCCAUGA